This is a messenger RNA of Oncorhynchus masou masou (cherry salmon), 3630 nucleotides long. RefSeq names its product vacuolar protein sorting-associated protein 4A-like. Gene Ontology annotation, molecular function: ATP binding; ATP hydrolysis activity. Gene Ontology annotation, biological process: vacuole organization; endosomal transport. The transcript has 12 exons. The coding region runs from base 1075 to 2403 and encodes 442 amino acids. The record is from RefSeq and is a predicted model, not a curated record. Lineage: Eukaryota; Metazoa; Chordata; Actinopteri; Salmoniformes; Salmonidae.
ACUUCCCUUCCUACCCUCGUUUUUUUUCCUGACUCCAUGUCCGCUAGGCGGCAGAACCUCUUUUUUUUCUCUCUUCGGAGAGAUGCAGGCGUUCUCAUGUCUAUGGUGUUGUUGGUGGUGGUCGUUAGUAGUUACCACAUCCACAAAGUCAUGACUAAACCCCGUUUAUUUCUACAAUUUAUCUUCUUAAAAUCUGAUUUUAAACCUAACCACACUGAUAACCUUAUUCCUAACCCUAAAUUAAGACCAAAAAUGCAUAAUUUGCGAUAUAUAGCCAAUGUUGACUUUGUGGCUGUGGUAACUUGUGAAAACCGUUGCUGGGCCGCGGCUGUCACAGAAAGAGUCAAGCGUAGUUACCUUAGUCAUGCAGCAACCUCCCCUCUGAAAAUAUUGCAAACAUAUUUUGAAAGGUAACUUGAAUUAGUAUCAGAGACAGGAAUUUGGGUGGAGUGCAGUGUGAGAUGAAAUGACAACGUCAACAUUACAGCCUUGGGAGAGACGAAGGUCGAAAGCCAUGUGUCCUCCCGAAACACAACCCAACCAAGCCGCACUGCUUCUUAACACAGCGCGCCUCCAACCCGGAAGCCAGCUGCACCAAUGUGUCGGAGGAAACACCAUGCAUGCACCAGUCGCUAGUGCAUGAUGAGGCAAGGAUAUCCCUACCGGCCAAGCCCUCCCUAACCCGGACGACGCUAGGCCGAUUGUGCGACGCCCCACGGACCUUCCCGGUCGCGCCCGGCUGCGACAGAGCCUGUGCACGAACCCAGAGUCUAUGGUGGCACAGCUAGCGCUGCGAUGCAGUGCCCUAGACCACUGCGCCACCCGGGGGGCCCCUGUGGCCUAACCUUUUAUAGUCUCUACUUACAUAUCACAUCAAAAUAAUGUCACAAAUGCAAAAUAUACACUUAAUGUACUCUGUUUUAACCGGUUUUAACUUAGUUCUAUCCAACAGUAUUUUUCAGUGACAUGUUUUUGCGUCCGUCUUCCAUUUAAACACGUGUUCGGAGAUGCAGAAACUAAUUAGCACAGAUAUGCCUCAUCUUCCAUCUGUUUUGCGUAAACAAGCGCUGUAACAUGGAAAUACGGCCGCGUGGGAACCCUAACCCUGUAAAGAAAGCGAUAGAUCUUGUUACCAAAGCCACAGAGGAGGAUAAGAACAAGAACUAUGAGGAGGCUUUGCGCCUUUACCAGCAUGCAGUGGAGUACUUCCUGCAUGCUAUCAAGUAUGAUGCACACAGUGACAAGGCAAAGGAGAGCAUACGUGGGAAGUGUAUGCAGUACCUAGACCGGGCAGAGAAACUCAAAGAUUACUUGAAGAACAAAGAAAAAGCAGGGAAGAAGCCUGUCAAGGAAGCACAGAGUAAUGAUAAGAGUGACAGUGACAGCGAGGGUGAAAAUCCAGAGAGAAAGAAACUGCAAGAGCAACUAAUGGGUGCCAUUGUAAUGGAAAAGCCCAAUGUCCGGUGGAACGAUGUGGCUGGACUAGAGGGAGCUAAGGAGGCCUUGAAGGAAGCUGUAAUCCUGCCCAUUAAAUUCCCGCACCUCUUCACAGGCAAACGCACUCCAUGGAGAGGGAUUCUUCUCUUUGGACCCCCUGGGACGGGAAAGUCUUACCUGGCCAAAGCAGUAGCCACAGAAGCCAACAACUCCACCUUCUUCUCUGUGUCAUCAUCAGACCUCAUGUCCAAGUGGCUUGGAGAGAGUGAGAAACUGGUGAAGAACCUGUUUGAUCUUGCCCGCCAGCACAAGCCCUCCAUCAUCUUUAUUGAUGAGGUGGACUCACUCUGUGGCUCCAGGAAUGAGAAUGAGAGUGAGGCAGCCCGGCGGAUCAAGACAGAGUUCCUGGUGCAGAUGCAAGGUGUGGGCAACAACAAUGAUGGAAUCCUUACCCUUGGGGCCACUAACAUUCCCUGGGUUCUGGAUGCUGCCAUCCGCAGAAGGUUUGAGAAGCGUAUCUACAUCCCUCUCCCAGAGGAGCCUGCUAGGUCCCAGAUGUUUCGUCUGCACCUGGGCAACACACCCCACAGCCUGAGUGACGCAGACCUUCGUCAGCUUGCCAAAAAGACAGAAGGCUACUCUGGGGCUGACAUCAGCAUCAUUGUACGAGAUGCCCUCAUGCAGCCUGUCAGGAAAGUGCAGUCAGCCACACACUUCAAAAAGGUGCGAGGGGCGUCCCGUGCCAACAGUCAAUUGAUGGUGGAUGACCUUCUGACCCCGUGUUCGCCUGGGGACCCGGCUGCCAUAGAGAUGACCUGGAUGGAAGUCCCUAGCGACAAGCUGCUGGAGCCCAUCGUCUGCAUGUCUGACAUGCUGCGGUCCCUGUCCACCACGCGCCCCACAGUCAACACGGAGGACUUGUUCAAGGUCAGGAAGUUCACAGAGGACUUUGGACAGGAGGGUUGAGAGAGCCUUGUCAUCUGGAGCUUAACAACUCCUUACCCUGUGUGGUGGAAAUAUGAAUUACAUACUAUACUGUUUAAUUAGACAUACUAUGCUGUUUUACCUAGAGAUUUGUCUAUUGUUAUAUGUUAGUAUUUUUACUGAUACAGGCUUGUCUUGUGUGACUUAGUGGGAAGUGCAGGGAGGAACAGAGAGUGGUGGCGAUAUCAGCUAUCUUGAUCUACACAGACAAGCUAAAUGACAUUUUAUAUCUCUGUUCCCCGGGCCUGUUUCUGCACAUCUGCUAAACUGCCACAUAGACAAAAUAGGUUGCACUUUUUCUAUGAGAGGAGAGAUACAACUCUGUUCAUUGCGCUUUCCUAACGAUGCACUAAUUGAGUGGUUGUUAUUGAUUGCUUCAUUUUGGCUAAUCUUAUAAUGAAGUUGAAGAAUACAGUCUCUCUCCUUUUGGUUAGAAUUACCACCACACCUGCCACUUCUUCUCUCAAGCCCCAUGCAUGAUGGAGCCUUUUAACUUCAUGUACAGUAUAUUAUUUCCCUCCGAUCAUUCACUAUUGCAGUCCUGAAGACAGAAAGACUAUUUAUUUCUCUGCCAUUUUGCACUUUUUUAAGUUAUUUGAAGUUAAUAAUAUGAACGAGAGGUAUUGAAGCACUUUUGAACAAUUGCAUAUUUCAUUGUUUUCUUGUCUCUCGUGUGUAAGUGAAUACAUGUCUUUUAUUCAAUGUGUCAGUCUUAAUGUAUGUCUUUUAUGUGUAUGAUUUCUCUGUUUGCUUUUUCAUUUAUUGAGUAUUGACUGACCAUAGCUGCUCCAGUGUUGCCACCUCUCCCAAUCCCCACUAGAGCUGUCCCUAUGUUACAAAUAGUGUUACUUACACUACUUAUAAUUAUUUAUUUGAUUAUUUUCAUCUCGUCAUGAUUUUUGUGUUGACUGACUGAGGACAGUUGUUGAGUGGGGGAGGCGUUUACAUUUUAGUAUUUCUCUGUUGAUAUGUGAGUGAAGAUGAGGACGAGCAUUUUUGUAUUUCUGGAUUUGAACAUUGGAAAUAAUAUUUCCACGACGGACACUAUCAUAUUGUUCCAAUACUGUUGUCAUAAUAGUAUUGCCGUGUCUCUGUAUAGAUGGGGGUAUCGGUUCAGUAAUACUUAAGUCAGUUCUGGUCCCAAGGGGAUCUCACUCCUGUUACAUGUAGUUACCCUGACUUAAUAAAUCCAGAAUUCAAAAAGAACAA